AUUCUACUUCUUAGAGGUCUCUUAUUAAGUGGCAUCCUCGCUUUUGCAUUCGGGCAAAAACGUUGGAGAGUCGACUAUAGCACAGAUCCUAAUCGCGAAACCAAAACCCGACUUACUGUGCCGUUUCGAGCUAAAGACAGCCCCUCACCACGGUCGGAAUUCAGUCAUCUAAAUAUAGUUAUUAUACUCACAUAUCUAAGCUACUAUUACAAAGGUCUCUAG
This is a messenger RNA of Trichoderma harzianum CBS 226.95, 222 nucleotides long. RefSeq lists its product as hypothetical. The record is from RefSeq and is a predicted model, not a curated record. The annotation marks the transcript as partial. NCBI's taxonomy places the organism in Eukaryota, Fungi, Ascomycota, Sordariomycetes, Hypocreales, Hypocreaceae. The transcript has a single exon.